AACUAGAGGCGACGGACGGGAAGAGAAGCGAGAGAGAGACACAAAUGGCCUCGAGCGUUUUGGUUGGCAUUCGUAAGCUGCUUGCUGGAACUUCAAUCCCAACCUCCCAAUCAUCGUACAGACCCUUCUCCACUUUAGCCGUCGAUGGCCGAGCUUCUGCAACCAAGGAUUUGAGGCGCCUCUCCUCAAUGGUUCCAUUGCAACCCAUUUACGGACAUUCAGGGGAUUUGACAUUCCGUAAAAUUCGAGAUACAUCUUUGCAAGCAGUCUGCUGCUUCUAUAGCGCGAAUGACUUUAGGUAUAGGUACGCACCUCCAAUCAUUCAAAGGCUAGUGCACCAAUUCCCUCCUGUAAAAGCAUUUCAUUUUGUCAUUGAAGACGACAAUGAUGAGGAUUUAUCUGAUGAUUUCACAAUGACAGUGUUGAACAUUUCAAGUCUGCCAAUGUUUCAUUUCUAUCAAAAUGGGGAAAAGGUAGAGGAGCUAGCUGGUGAUUUUAUCAGGCGCUUCAAGACAGUUCUUGAAAAACUUUACAACCCUCAAAAAGUUGGCACAAAAGCCCAGGAAAAUGUGAUGCGUGAAGGCAUUGUUGGAGGAAGGAACAAGGAGGAACAAAUGAUUGGCCUCAUGGACUAAUACUUCGGCUUCAGCCUGGUUGUGAAUUGUGGUGAUCUGCAACUAUGUUGUGUGAGAUUAGAAUGACCAGAAAUAGGCUCUUAAGGUGAAAGAUUUGGUCCUCAAGCUCGUAUUAAAAACUGAAAUGGACCCUGCAUGACGUUGUAGGUAUUCUGUUUUAAACUCUUUCGUUUUGGAUCUAAAUAUAGUUACCUUGUGUCUGUAUUGCAUGAUGGUUGUA
This is a messenger RNA of Rosa chinensis, 855 nucleotides long. RefSeq lists its product as uncharacterized. The transcript has 6 exons. The coding region runs from base 45 to 635 and encodes 196 amino acids. The record is from RefSeq and is a predicted model, not a curated record. Lineage: Eukaryota; Viridiplantae; Streptophyta; Magnoliopsida; Rosales; Rosaceae.